Messenger RNA from Hippoglossus stenolepis (Pacific halibut), 2054 nucleotides. Its product is annotated as vacuolar protein sorting-associated protein 37D. NCBI's taxonomy places the organism in Eukaryota, Metazoa, Chordata, Actinopteri, Pleuronectiformes, Pleuronectidae. The transcript has 3 exons. The record is from RefSeq and is a predicted model, not a curated record. Bases 78 to 518 code for a protein of 146 amino acids.
ACAGUCCCUGAAUGCAGCAUUGACAGCUCACCUUGCAUCAGGUACCAAACUCUGAGCUCCCAGAGCCGAGGGUCAUCAUGUCUCUGCCGGAGGUUCAGCUCCGAGGUUUGAGGACUAGAGAGCUGCGGGAGCUGCUGGAAGACGAAGACAAAAUACAUCACAUCAUCAGCUGCAGUGAGAAGUUUCAGGGACUUCAGAAAGCUGUGGAGAAGACGCUGGUUUCAAAUCAAAGAUUGGCAAAGUUCAGUCUUUCCCAAAAACCCAAAUUUAGAGAUGCUAAGCUGCUGCUCGCGAUGAAAUACAAGGAACUAGAAAGACGCAGAAGCAUCAUUCAGGCCAAACAAGAACAACUCGCUGCUCUUCCAAAGGUUUGCAGAGAGGAAAAUGCAGCUGGCACAUUUCUUGGAUUCUUUCCUCAGCCUGCGCGGACGCCAUCACAUCAGAUUGAUCGUGGUGAAGAAACUCGAGGAAACGAUUCAACGUGGAGAGACAACAAGACUCAGGGAGUUUCACCCUGAAGCUCAGGGUUUCUCAGUGAUCUUUCCUGAGCAGAUGCACCACCCCUGCCUCCCUGCAGUGUGCGGUCUAACCACAGCUGUCGUCCUACCCUCCUGCUGCCACCCUGCUUUCCUGCCCUUUGGAGACCAUGGAGUCUCUGCCCGAUAUCUAUCCAUACCACACUUACCGAUGUGUUUUCAGUCUUUCUGUCCAGGAGAGUACGGACGAGGCCCCAAGCGGCCGACAGUCCCCGUCCGUCUCGAGCCACUGAAGGUGAAGCAGAGGAGGCAUCAACAGGCGCCACAGUGACGUUUGAUCCAGUCUGAACGUUUUGGUUAGAAAUAUUCAAUGUGACUGUAUUUUUAUUCGUCUUAAUUUCAAACCAAUCCAACACAAAGUCUGGAGAUGCAGAAACUUUAAAAAAACUGCUUGGUCUUUUUGAGAUUUGUGAUUUUCUACAUUAACCAACAGUCUUUAGUGUAUUAAAAUACAAACAUGUCUACAACUAUACAUCUUUUACUGUAACACUGAGGCAGCUGCAUUGAACAAAUCUCAAUGGCAGUGGGAGACAAGGAACUUACAUUUAAUAUAAGAUUAAAAUUUAAAGUUCCAUCUAAAUAACAAUAAUUAGGACUUACACAUAUAUAUUCUAUGUAGUAACACAGAACAUUUACAAUACAAUAUAUUUAUGUUAAUGAGACUAAUAGAAAAAUCUAAUCUGUCCAACAAUCCUGAAGAAACAAUUUUGUGUUGAAUAAAAAAACAUACAUACCUGUGUUUCCACUGCACCUGUAUAAUGAACGAUGGCCCCAAAUGAAUGAUGAAAAACUUUGUCCAUGACCGUCCUCCAUCAAUAACUGUUACUGACCGAAAACCCAAAUUUGGAUCUCGUAAAUAUUUAUUAGUUUGCUACCGAAAAGGAGGGAACCGCUUCUGUCUGAUAAAUGAACAAUAACAUGGAUUGUAAACAGCUGAUUGAACAAAAGACAACAAGACUGGUGAGAACAUGUGUGUCUGAAAAAUACUGAACAGAACAGUGAACUUGAACUUCUCACAGAAACUUGAUAUCUCCGGCCAACGUCAGCAAAGGACCAUUAACUCCACUUUUCUUUAAUCUGACCAAUACCCCUCCUCAUCCUAACAUUUACCUGCACAUAUUUUAAGUCUUUUACAAUAAUCCUGUAAAUUCCAUCACUAGUUCACUGUCUUUGAAGUUUCCCUCCCGGUCGACUCAUCUGGACUCUGGUGAAGGUUACCCAGGGUGCCAUAUGGCCCCGGACAAGCUCGCCAUACCAAUUCAACCAUGGAGGAACCUCGCUGGCACGACAGGAGAUGAUUAGCAAGGCGGAGCGUGUUCAUGUUACACCACAGUCUUCAGUUACAUCUUUUGUCAGCAGCCUCUUUUGUCCCACAAGACUCAAAUUGGGCAAUUUUCUCAUCUGUCAGCUCAUCGUUUUGUGCUUCUCACCUCAUUCACCUCAGCGUCUCUGUGAUGACUCGUUAAAAUGCUCCAGCAAAGCCGACGUACACUGAAGAAUAUACAUUACAAUUAUAAC